Messenger RNA from Pochonia chlamydosporia 170, 1536 nucleotides. RefSeq lists its product as hypothetical. The coding region runs from base 1 to 1536 and encodes 511 amino acids. The transcript has a single exon. Lineage: Eukaryota; Fungi; Ascomycota; Sordariomycetes; Hypocreales; Clavicipitaceae. The record is from RefSeq and is a predicted model, not a curated record.
AUGUGGUGGAUCGAACAACGAGCUGUGUCGAUAAUCUUGAACAAGAGUCCUGGACCAUCGCGGGUCACCACGCACGAUUUCAACGACGAUGAUCCCCGCCCUCAAACUCUACCCGACGCAGCGGGAUAUUCUUUCCUCAACAAGAAGGCACCUUCUUCUGGAAUCUUUAGGGCAUUGGACGAACAGAUUUCGAAACGGAUUUCGAAGAGCAUACGCUCUCUUGGUAAAUUAUACGGGGUUAUCCAAGAAGACAACGGUCACGCUGUUGCCCACCCCUUCUACAACACAACAGAGGAACCCGGUGUAACUGUGACGAGAAGCGCUUUCAUCUCCUGCCCUCCGACAUGCAGCAGCCAGAAAUUAUCCGAAAUGACGGAAAUAUACGCCGGGGCCCGGUUUCAGUAUUGCAAUGGGUUCUCAUCAAUCCAGCAUUUCGAGACAAGAUGUUCCGCCCUCCGUAACGCACUUGUCGACAAAACAUCCUCGGGUGUAUUUACAAUAGUCGCCAUCAAUAUCGGCAUGUGUAUGUUUUCCAAAUCAGCACUCAUCGGAGUAUCCGAUGAUGGGGAGGGGUCAUGUCUCAAUAAAAACUUGAAGGGCAUUCCGCAGUUGCCCGAAUACAUCGAACCAACAAUGUACGAGCUUGAGACCAUCGCCAGAUUGUCUUCGGCCGUCGCAGAUACAAUAUACCUCGUUACUGGUAGAAGCAAAAAUCCAGAUGCAACCAUCACUGUCAAUAUUGACAUACCUGAUUUCCAGUAUUACCGCACCGCUUGCGAACUCUUUGAGAAGGGCCAGGUGGGUGCAGAGUAUGUUCAAAACUGGAUUACAGCAAUGGACUGCAGAAAGCACCAGCUGGGGGCAGUAUUGAUGGAAAUGAUUCGUCUGAGCAUGGAGGAUCGCGGUAUCUCAAGCCCGGGGGUUACCAUCCGUCUCAGUUCGGGAACUGAGGAAGCAGCUAGUCUCUUCAAAAAUAAGGUCAUGCUGGGGCGAACGCCCAACCUUACAGAGGUUCUGGAUGUAAUGGCUUCCAGAGGUUUUGAGGCUAAGGAAUGGCAAGAGUUCCUAGGUUCACUGGAUGCUCGACAACAGCCCUUCAACAUGGACCAGCUUGGCAAGCUUGUGUACGUUUUCAAAACAGUGAAAUCCGUGCUACUACCCAGUGCUUUGCCUGGGCUUACCUCCGACGCGGCAAACUCCAUAAACGAGACACUCCUUAUCCAAAUAAAUGAUAUCCGAGAAUGGAGAAUUUUUGAUAGAGCGAAAAGGUUUUUGCACAAUUACUCAAAGACGCGCCUACAACCCUUUACCCCUGCUAUUGUUGGCUUGUUUCCAAUGCAGAAGAUCUUUCUUCAUGGCGGUGGUCGCUCAGACCUCUACCAAGAGAAUUCAUCAGGUCUAUAUCUAGACAUCAAUAUGGACGGUAGAGCACAGGAAGUCACCAUUGGCCGCCUGGACAUUGUUGGCAAAACUUAUGGCUUUCAAAUUGCCAGUCGGCUGAGGGAUUUGUGUCUCUCUCAAGGGUUAUUAAAGUAG